Messenger RNA from Hirsutella rhossiliensis, 3570 nucleotides. Its product is annotated as AMP-binding enzyme domain-containing protein. The record is from RefSeq and is a predicted model, not a curated record. The transcript has 6 exons. Bases 1 to 3570 code for a protein of 1189 amino acids. NCBI's taxonomy places the organism in Eukaryota, Fungi, Ascomycota, Sordariomycetes, Hypocreales, Ophiocordycipitaceae.
AUGGCGCACCCUCCGUCCCUCCUCGGCCACAGCCACGCGGCCGAGGUCUUCGGCGCAGAGCCCCCGGACCUGGACCUCCAGCUCUGGAGCCUCCUGUCCGCAUCGGCGGCCGCCUUUCCCCACAGAGAGGCGCUCGUCUCGCGCUGGCAGCAGCAAUGGACCUAUCGCUCGCUCCACGAGAGAGCCGAGCGCCUCGCCCGGGCCCUCGCCGGCCUCGGGUGCGCCCCCGGCAUGCACCUGGCCGCCGUGCUCUGCAACUCUGCCGAAUGGGGCCUGUUCCUCUGGGCGGCCGCCAGGCUCGGCAUGGUGUUUGUGCCCAUGGAUGCUCGGGCCGGCCACCAAGAUCUUCUGCUCAUGCUCGAAGCCGUCCGCCCAGCUGUCUUGAUCGUCCAGGACGCCGACUUGGCCCACGACUUGCCGGCCUUGGGGCGUGGUCAGCUCCGAACGCCGCUCCGGGUGACAGGAGAGGCGCCCCUGGACCUGGUCGACAAUGGCGACAUCAUCAGCGUGGCGGCGCCGGCGACGACGACGACGAGGGUUUGCCACGAGGGCCAGACGUCGGCCACCGGCGUCCACGAGUCGGCCAACAAGCAUGACGUCGCCCUCGUCACCUUCACGAGCGGAACGACAGGCUCCCCCAAGGGCUGUCCGCACACGAGCCGAAACCUCGUGGCGCAAACACACGACUUCGACCCCAAGCGAGACCCAAGGGCCGUCGAUCGCUGGCUCGUCCACACGCCCGUCAGCCACAUCUUCGCCAUCAACAAUGCCCUGCGCGCCUGGCGCGGCGGCGACGCCGUCGUCUUCCCCUCGCCCUUAUUCGACGUGGCCGCCACCGCCGAAGCCCUGGCGCACGACGGGUGCACCGUCAUGUCGGCCACGCCCACGCUCGUCAGGGCCCUGCUGGCGCACGAGGCCCUGCCCCCAACCUCCAGGGGUCUCGGCCUCUCCAUGGUGACCAUGGCCGGCACCUGCGUGCGGCCCGAAGACGUCCUCCUCUGCCGCCAGGGCUUGGGGGCCAGGGAUGUCGUCCAGGCAUACGGCAUGAGCGAGGGGGGCCCGCUGGUGAGCUGGACCAGACGAGACCCCCUGCUCGCCGACGGCCGUCAUCCCGGCGUAGGCAAGGUCCUCCCCGGCGCGGCCGUGCGCAUCUGUACGCCCGGCACCCGCGAGGUCCUCGGGCGCGGCGACGUCGGGGAGUUGCACGUCGGCGGACCGUCCGUCAUCUCGGGGUACCUGGCCGGCGUGGACGGCGCUUCGUUUUACACCGACUCCUCCGGCUCGUGGCUCGUGACCGGUGACAGGGGCAGGAUGGACGCGGACGGUGUGCUGCACCUCGAGGGGCGGUACAAGGACCUGAUCAUCCGCGGCGGCGAAAACAUCCAUCCGGCCAGGAUCGAAGCGGCCCUGACCGAAACCCCUGAUCUGCAAGCACAGAUCAUAGGCAUCCCAAACAACAUCGCCGGCCAGCUCGCAGUCGCCGUCGUGAGCCUCCCCCAGGGCUAUUCCAAGGCACACGUGGCCGAAAAGGCGAGAGCCCUUGGCCCCAGGUACGCCCUCGACGCCGUCUACACUCUUGAAGAGCUCGGGCUGGGGCAGAUGCCCGCAACGUCCCUCGGCAAGCCCAAGAAGGGCAUCCUGAUAGAAGCCGUCGUCCGUCUCCGCGCGGCGAGCCGGCUCGAGGCUUCGGCCGAAGUUUCUGAGCUGCAGGCUCUGUCCCACGCACUCGCCACGACGUGGGAGAAGCUGACGGGCCAUCGUCCGUCCCCGGAGCACCAGGUCUCCCGCUUCGCCGACAGCAUAACCCUGCUCCGGUACUGUGACAGCGUCCUGCGCCUCAACGGUAAGCGCCUGUAUCUCCAAGACCUGGCAACGCAUGACACGCCUGAGAAGCAGGCAAGGCUGCUGCUGGACCGCGACGCGCAGCAGGAUGCGUUGUCCGGCGCCCAGGGGGGCGUGUGCUCGGCCUGGACGCUACACGGCGGCAUCUCCUCCACCCGUGGCCUUGACCUGAUCGCCAGCUCCGACGGCCAGCGACACGCCGCCUUUGUAACUCGAGCAGCCAGUCGCCAUGAGCUGUGGGAGACAGCCAAACGCAGACUUCAGUCUCUCGGCCUUGACCGAUGCGAGGUCGAGGACGUGGUCCCCAUCCGAAGCUCCUUCCAGCGCAUGAUAUCCGGUCAGCGGCCGCAGUCCUUUCACAUCCGUGUCGUCUUCCGCGUUGCCCAGGCCAAAGCGCCGCAGAUGCGCAAGGCCAUCGAGAAAGGGUUGACGCUCCGGCCCAUCCUCCGAACAGUCUCCUGCAGACCCUCCGGCCAGGCUCCCUUCCACGCCGUGGUGAAGGCGCACCACCAGCUCUUUGGUCGACAGAUUCGCGAGGUCCAAGUCAGGACGGAGCAAGAAGCAGAGGAACGCUACUCAGAUGACUCGGCAUCCUGCCGGGUACCGGAACUGAUGUUCUCAGCCGACAUCAUCGCGGUCAUGGAGACUGGGCAGUGCUAUCUGUCGGCGAUGUAUAACCACUCCGUCGUAGAUGCCGUCUUCUUGCUCGAGUGGCAUCGCGACUUGGGCCAGCUCAUCAGCGGAUCCGGGACGGCAUGGCCCGUCGACGCCCGAAGCCCGUACCGCUUCUGGGCCGACCUCUGGCACCAGUAUCAAGACAGCCUCCCGGCCCAGGCCUCCGUGUCCUUCCACGUUGAGCGACUACGCGGCAUCUCGCGCUUCAAGCACCAUCUCUGGCCCCCGCAGAGGGCACCGGGGUGGAUGAUGGCGCGCGACGAAGAUGCAUCAGAUGCCCAGGCGCGCCGCCGCGUCCGGGACCAGGUCUGGCACGGGACGUGGAACGACAAGAGGGCGUCUGAGUUUCGCUACCCGCGGCGAAGUCGCGUCGUCUGCCUGCCCAAGCUCGCCCAGCUGCGACGAAGCUUGGGCGUCGAGCCCGCGCUGCUAGCGAGAUGCGCCGUCGCCAUCUUCAACAUUGUCCAGACCGCCUCUCCCUACGCCGUCUUCAACUCCUGGGAGAGCGGCCGGUCCUGGCCCUUUGUCCCCGGCUGGAUGCAGGGUCUCCUCCCGCCGGCUCCAAGCAUCGACGGCCCGACGGCGGAGCGGAUUCUCAACGUUGUCGAGGUCAAGGAAGACGAGACGGUGCGCGACUUCUUGCAGCGCAUGGUGCGCGAGAACGACGAGGCUGCCGCGCAUGCGCAUGUCCCCUGGGACAAGGUUGUCAGCGAGCUCAAGGAGGAGGGCCCUGUUGCGGUUGACGCUUCCUUUCGUCAGUCCUUUGUCUGGGAUGUCAGCAUGGGCAAGUCUCUUUCUCACCACGACGACAAGGCUCUGUAUCCCGUGGCCAGACACGACUGGGCCGAUUUCGGCUUCUGCUGGAACAUGUUCCUGGCCAGCCCGGAAAACAUGAUAUUCAUCGCCUCGUGGGACACGGCGCAGAUGAACGUCGACGAGGUGGACCGGCACUGCGACUGCAUGGCCGCCGUAAUGAGACGUCUAGCCAACGAGGCACACUGGGACACGAGGAUUGGGCAGGCCAGAGACGGCUUAACCGCAGGCAUUUUGUGA